ACGUGCGUGCACGCAGUAGAAAUCAAAUGUUUGAUCUUUUCUUUACAACUAAAGUCAACGAGCGUCCAACAGUCCGCUGGAGCGCAUAAAAAGCAACAUUUAUUCCUCUCAGUUAUUGCAAACAAAUUUGGCUUUUUCAUUCUUGUUUGGACUUCAUUGAACGUGUUGCCAGGCAACGUGAAGACAACAAAGUCCACCGGAUAAGCUUUUUUCCGCGAACAAAAUGAACUCCAAAAACACCAAAGAUCCCAAGACUAACGGCCUUCCAAGCACCAAGUCCGCUGCAAAGAAGGCACAUCAAGGAGUCAAAGGUCAGAUCUCCCAAAUUCCAGGACUUUCUCCCAUCGUCAACACAGGUGAAGACAAGAAGAACAUCGGCAAGAGAGUUGGAGUUCUUGACAGCGACUCAGAUUACAUCAAACUGGCGAAACAAGGAGGUCACAAAGGACUUCUGUACUUCGAUGAGACCAACAAGUCGUGCUCCACAGACCUGCUGCUGGACGCUCCAGUAGAAGCUUUUGGAAAUCUCAGUGUGGUCUGCAACAAGGAGAAGAAAGGUCAGGAAGGUUCCUCACAAAGAUCUCUGCCUCCUUUCUGGACUGACAACAUGUCCACCUGGGAACGAGACGACGGCAGCACAGACAAGAAAAAGAAGGUUCCUGACAAACAGUUGGUCCAAAGACAGAUGCCCGUCUUUAUUAAGGACAACAUCAAAUUCAGGAGAACAAACUCCACCAUGAAAACGUCUCCAGUCAACAUGUCCAAGUUGUUGAGUUUUGGUUACGCAGACGAUGACAAAACAGCUGUGGAGUCAUGUAACUCAGUCUUGUAAAUAUUGAUUAUUGAUUUCAUCACAACUGAUUAAAGGACCUAAAAUUACUGUAAAUAUUGAUUAUUGAUUUCAUCACAACUCAUUAAAGGACCUA
Entelurus aequoreus (snake pipefish) is the source of this 926-nucleotide messenger RNA. RefSeq lists its product as uncharacterized. Lineage: Eukaryota; Metazoa; Chordata; Actinopteri; Syngnathiformes; Syngnathidae. The record is from RefSeq and is a predicted model, not a curated record. The coding region runs from base 224 to 832 and encodes 202 amino acids. The transcript is spliced from 7 exons.